Mercenaria mercenaria is the source of this 10555-nucleotide messenger RNA. Its product is annotated as RNA-binding motif protein, X-linked 2-like. The coding region runs from base 32 to 1258 and encodes 408 amino acids. Gene Ontology annotation, cellular component: U2 snRNP; precatalytic spliceosome; catalytic step 2 spliceosome. The record is from RefSeq and is a predicted model, not a curated record. The transcript has 5 exons. Gene Ontology annotation, molecular function: RNA binding. Lineage: Eukaryota; Metazoa; Mollusca; Bivalvia; Venerida; Veneridae. Gene Ontology annotation, biological process: mRNA splicing, via spliceosome.
AAAUAGUGCCAACUUAAGCUGAUCCUGUAGGAUGCACUUAACUAGCAACCCUCAAGUUCACUCAAGUUUCACUAAGCAUGCACCUUUCCAGCCAUGCUAUAGUUCCAAAGAGCAGAUAUUUCAGCAGGGUGGUUACUACCCUAGGAAUGUGAAGAAUUUACAGAAGCUGAACCAGAGGGAAUUGGAGCUUGGACUGACAAACAAGAAAUCAUGGCAUGACCAGUAUAAAGACAGUGCAUGGAUAUUUGUAGGUGGUUUACCAUAUGAUCUCACAGAGGGUGAUAUCGUCUGUGUGUUUUCUCAGUAUGGUGAGAUAGUGAACAUAAAUCUUGUUCGUGACCAGAAGUCAGGCAAAUCUAAAGGAUUUUGUUUCCUAUGCUAUGAAGACCAAAGAAGCACCAUCUUGGCUGUAGAUAACUUCAAUGGAAUCAAGCUGUUGGGACGAACUCUACGAGUAGACCAUGUAGAGGAAUACAGAAAGCCAAAGGAACAUGGUGAUGAGGAUGAUGUUACAAUGCAGUUACGUACAGAAGGGUGUGCCCCACAGAUACCCCAGUCCCCAGAACACGCUUCUAGUGAAGAGGAACCUUUGCAAGUUAAAGUCAAAAUUAAAAAAGACAAAAAGGUUAAGAAAGAAAAGAAAAACAAAAAGAAGAAGAAAAAAGCGGCUGCAAAAAGCUCAAGUUCAGAAAGUAGCUCUGAAUCUGAAACAGACUAUAAACCAAAAAGAAUUAAGAAAGAACACUAUGAUUCUGAAACAGACUAUAGGGUAAAGGUCAAGAAAGAAAAACAUGACCCAGGAUAUGAAAGGGCACAGAAUUUAGAUAUGAGAAAAAAGCGAAAUCGUUCUCCUGAUGAUUAUAGUGAGAGAAAUAAGAACUCUAAAUAUGACAGGGACAGUAGAAAUAGAAGAACUGAUGGUGCAGAAAAGGACAGAAGAAAAGAAUAUGAAGGAAACAGAGAAAGAGGUUACGGAGGUGAUAGGGAAUUUGACAGAUCUCAGUACAGAGAUGACAGGGAAUUAAACAAACCUCUGAACAGAGAUUACAACAGUGAUGAUAGAGGUGAAGGAAGAUAUGGCGGGAAAAAUAAACGUGACUAUGAUAGAAAGUCAGAUAGGGACAGGAGGGAAAGGGGAGAUGAAAGAUAUGAUAGAUACGGAAAUAGAAAUGACAGAAAUGAUGAUAGAUAUAGACAAGAUGAUAGGAAACAUUACCAAGACAGAGAAACCUAUGAUAGAUAUAGAGAUUCUAGAUGAUAGUUGGUAUUUUGCUGGUGUUCAUUUCAAUAUUGAAAAGAUGUUUAUAACUUUUCAUGUUUAUUUUGUACUUCAAAGCUAUAAAAUUAUCUGUUCUCUUAAAGAACUUUUACCGAUCAGAUUAUCUUAAUUGCAUAACCAUAUUUAAAAACUUUAAGUGUACAAGUGGUUAAUUUUAUGAUUAAGCAAUAUUUACAAUAUUAAAAGAAAAUUAAAGUCACACAAAAAAAUUACAUUGCUAUGCCAUAAACUGUCUUGAAAUUGGAGAAUCACCUUUUUAGCUCACAUGUCACACAGUGACAGUGUGAGCUUUUGUGAUCGCGCAGCGUCCGUCGUCCGUGCGUGCGUGCGUGCGUGCGGCCGUGCGUAAACUUUUGCUUGUGACAUUUCUAGAGGUCACAUUUUUCAUGGGAUCUUUAUGAAAGUUGGUCAGAAUGUUCAUCUUGAUGAUAUCUAGGUCAAGUUCGAAACUGGGUCAACUGCGGUCAAAAACUAGGUCAGUAGGUCUUAAAAUAGAAAAACCUUGUGACCUCUCUAGAGGUCAUAUUUUUCAAUGAAUCUUCAUAAAAGUUAGUCAGAAUGUUAACCUUGAUGAUAUUUAGGUCAAGUUCGAAACUGGGUCACAUGCCGUCAAAAACUAGGUCAGUAGGUCAAAUAAUAGAAAAACCUUGUGACCUCUCUAGAAGCCCUGUUUUUCAUGGGAUCUGUAUGAAAGUUGGUCUGAUUGUUCAUCUUGAUGAUAUCUAGGUCAAGUUCAAAACUGGGUCACGUGCUAUCCAAAACUAGGUCAGUAGGUCUAAAAAUAGAAAAACCUUGUGACCUCUCUAGAUGCCAUAUUUUUCAAUGGAUCUUCAUGAAAAUUGGUCAGAAUGUUCAUCUUGAUGAUAUCUAGGCCAGAUUCGAAACUGGGUCACGUGCGGUCCAAAACUAGGUCAUUAGGUCUAAAAAUAGAAAACCUUGUGACCUCCCUAGAGGCCAUAUUUUUCAAUGGAUCUUCAUGAAAAUUGGUCAGAAUGUUCAUCUUGAUGAUAUCUAGGCCAAAUUCGAAACUGGGUCACGUGCGGUCAAAAACUAGGUCAUUAGGUCUAAAAAUAGAAAAACCUUGUGACCUCCCUAGAGGCCAUAUUUUUCAAUGGAUCUUCAUAAAAAUUGGUCAGAAUGUUCAUCUUGAUGAUAUCUAGGCCAUGUUCGAAAGUGGGUCACGUGAGUUCAAAAACUAGGUCAUUAGGUCUAAAAAUAGAAAAACCUUGUGACCUCCCUAGAGGCCAUAUUUUUCAAUGGAUCUUCAUGAAAAUUGGUCAGAAUGUUCAUCUUGAUGAUAUCUAGGCCAUGUUUGAAGGUGGGUCACGUGAGUUCAAAAACUAGGUCAUUAGGUCUAUAUUUUAAAAUAUAGUAUUAUCAUUGACUUUAAAUUAAUAAUUGCUAUUUUGAUUCGUUUUAAUUAAUCUUAUUUAAAAUAUUUUAUAUUUAAUAUUUUAUUUCAACUUGUAUUGUAAAACACCAUUGAAUAUGUUUUAAAUGUAGAAAUAGGUGUUUAAGCAAAUAAACCAGUUUCAGUUUCAGUUUCAGUAGGUCUAAAAAUAGAAAAACCUUGUGACCUCCCUAGAGGCCAUAUUUUUAAAUGGAUAUUCAUGAAAAUUAGUCAGAAUGUUCAUCUUGAUGAUAUCUAGGUCAAGUUCGAAACUGGGUCACGUGCGGUUCAAAACUGGGUCAUUAGGUCUAAAAAUAGAAAAACCUUGUGACCUCUCUAGAGGCUAUAUUUUUCCAUGGAUCUUCAUGAAAGUUGGUCUGAAUGUUCACUUUGAUGAUAUCUAGGUCAAUUUCGAAAGUGGGUCGCAUGCAGUCAAAAACUAGGUCAUUAGGUCUAAAAAUAGAAAAACCUUGUGACCUCUCUAGAGGCCUUAUUUCUGAAUGGAUCUUCGUGAAAAUUAGUCAGAAUGUUCACCUUGAUAAUAUCUAGGUCAAGUUCGAAAGUGGAUGACGUGUGGUCAAAAACUAGGUCAUUUGGUCUAAAAAUAGAAAAACCUUGUGACCUCUCUAGAGGCCAUACUUUUCAUGAGAUCUUCAUGAAAAUUGGUCAGAAUGUUCACCUUGAUAUCUAGGUCAAGUUCAAAACUGGGUCAUAUGCCUUCAAAAACUAGGUCAUUAUGUCAAAUAAUAGAAAAACCUUGUGACCUCUCUAGAGACCAUAUUUUUCAAUGGAUCUUCAUGAAACUUGGUCAGAAUUUUUAUCUCAAUAUCUAGGUCAAUUUCAAAACUGGGUCACAUGAGCUCAAAUACUAGGUCACUAUGUCAAAUAAUAGAAAAAACGUCAUCAUGCUCAAUUGAAAACUGGGUCAUGUGGGGACAGGUGAGCGAUUCAGGACCAUCAUGAUCCUCUUGUUAUGCACAGAUGUACAGUUAUUUUCAUUACACAGUGUUUGUGAUUUUAUUUAUAGAAUGCUUCAGGCCACCAGCCAGUUUUACAUGUAGUUUUAACAGGGAUGUGCACCAUUAAAGUUUACCAAAAUAUUGAAACAAUAUGUUACACAGAAGUACAACCGUCAAAUGUUUGGGGAAAAUACCAUUUUCAAGGGCAGAUAACUCUUUCAAUACUGGUGACCUAUAUAGAUGACUUUUAAUGCAUAUUUUUGUUUCUUAGAUGAUUGCCCUCCAAUAUACAAAGUUUGAAGAAAUUCUGUUACAGGGAAAAAUUUCGCCCAUCUAGCAUACGCCUUUAAAUUUGUUUUGUCAAAGAAACCUGUGCCAAAAUUUUAUGAAAAAUACAAAACUGUAAAUGUUUCGCAGAUGCGACUGACUGCCUUUGAAGUAGCUACUUCUUGAUUAGUGAAUGUGUUUGCAUCCUAAAAGUUUCACAAAUGUUUGCAAACAUUCCCAAGUGAUAAACAAUUACUAUGGAACAACCAACACUUGAUAUUAAGAUUGUCAGUAUUUUAUACAUUGAUAUACAGGGUUCGACACUAACGGUGUCCUGGGGGCCCGAGGAUCCCAAAUUUUGAGGAGGAACACCAACUUCUAAAAGCUGGGAUUCCGGCUGGAUACCUAUUUUUUUUGUCAAUAAUAUCCAAAAAGUAAAAGAUAAAUACCUGUUUGAAAAAUAUUUUAACCCUUUCCCACAUCGAUACGUUUAUCACCGUAUCUAUCGAUUACCAAACAGAAACGUAUUGACCCGUGUCUAUCGGUUACCCGAUAGAAACGUUUAAUACCGAUUAACGGCCAUUUGAACAGAAUCGUUUUAUCCUGUGUCUCAUAAUCAAUCGCUUUAUUAUCGUUCUUUUCCUAAAGAAACAAAUUCCAGAUGUUUACUAACUCAAAAUAAUGGGAUUUCGUCAUCAUUAUUUACGUACAAGACAGUGUUCCAGCUAGCGAUUUACAGCAGGGCGCAUCGCCCGUUCCGAAAUUCGUUCCGCCCUGUUGCCCCGCCAGGCACCCUGCCCGUUUUACAACCAUUCAUUUCUUUUCUUUUAGCCAAACUUCCCUUUUUUGCCUCAGUGAUUAUAAUACACUGCUUUAUUGCCCCCUUUUUAUCGAGUGAUACACGCCGGGGGGCAUUGACAUAAUUAGCAAACAAUUAAACAAUUACCUGCUGUAAUCGUGCCCGAGGCAGACCAUGAUAUUUUAGACUGCUCCACUAGCAUUAAAAUCAUUGAACCUUAGUGUUAAAACAGUUUGCAAACCAGUCUGAAAUCAUUAUCAUUUCGCGCCACCUGUCAAAGUGUACUUUCGUUUUCGGUAAUAUAGUCGUAAAUACCCCUUUAUAUACAACUGAAACUUAAGUCCAGACAACAGACAUUUAUAUGUAAUUAAAAAAAAAUCGAUCACAAUCAAAUUUAAAUAGGAAAAUAUUUUGAUUUUAUCGUUUUACAAGUUUUUGAAACUGAAAGUAAGUUGUCGUCUGCUUUGUGAAAUUGCCGAUUUUUCAUGAAGAUUUCUUUGAAAUUAGUUUACUAAGAUGUAAUGACAGGGUACACUUUAAUGUCAGAUACUGUGAAAUGCUGUUAAACUGUCUUUGCAUCAUAAUAUUUUUUCAAAAAUAUUGUUUAAACUGGACAUUCCACGACUUUUAGAAAAAAGUGUAACCAUAUCCGGAUAUAAAAUUUUGGAUACCCGGAAUAUGUCUAUUACAAGUGCUAAACUUGCUUUUAGACUGUUGUAAGUUAAAAACUUUGCCCGAUUUCAUUUAUUUAAGUGGAAGUUUAAACUUUAUUUUCUGUAUAUAAUAUGUUACAGGUAUAAAUUUAUAAAUAUCAAGUAGCCUACAUGGAGAAGAUGUGUACUGAAAUUGUAACAAGUAAAAUAGGCCUAAACACAUAGAUAUUGUUAUUCAGUAUGCAAUUACAAAGAAAUGUUACAAGUUGAAAAUCAAUGCCAAGUAAAAUACAAACAGCAGAAUUUUUAGUUAAUAAAUAGGUGCAUUAGAGAUGACAGACAUAGCCUAUUAAAAGACCAUACCUAAAGUGUGCCAAAAAACAUGCCUAAAUUAUGCCAAAUUCCAUGCCUAAUGUAUGUUAAAAUGCACCGUAUGCAUGGACCAGUUAUAUUUUUUUCCCGGGGGAGCACGGUCCCGGACCGACCACCACCCCAGAAGUGCCCUUUUCAGUGCCAGCACCCUGCCCUUUUUUAAUCCUAGCUGGAGCACUGCAAGAUCAUGUGGUUACUAUUUAAAUAUAUCGAGUACUUUGCAAAGAAAGACACCGGGGUUUUUUCCUACAUGUGCACGACACUACGUCAUGGAAAAUUACUGAGAAAACUGCUUGCAACUGGCCAGUUCGCGGGACUUUCCUCGUUCUAAAAAUAACAACCAUUUCACAUCUAAGUAUUUUUAAAUGUGUUAGGUCAUGAAGGUCACGCGUGAUACAUGCAGAUUUCCCCUGAACAAAAAUUUGUGUUUACGAUGGCUUGGAAUUUAUGGCCUUACAUAACGGGAAGUGUUAAUCAAAACAGAAGGACCGCGGCUUCCAAAUAUUUUAUGACACCCCAAGAGUUAAUUGCAGCGGAAGUCACCCGUGAUGUACCGACGUGUGAUCAAAAUAUUACGUAAUAUUAUCUAAAAAUAUUUUUAUUUUUAGCACAAGAAUACUGUAGUCGGUUACGAGUCUCAAUCUCGGCGAUCUUUUUGCACUUUCAGAAAUUUUACGAACCGUUAUUUUUGUAGUGUUAUUCAGUUUGAUGGUUGUUUUUUAUAUAAAUACUUACCGAUUCCAAUUCGGAAGAAAAGUCUAUUAGGCGUAAAAAAAAUUGUUUGUUUCCGGUAUCCUGACCUACCCUAAAUUUUUGGCCCGACCCUAAAUGUUUUUAUGGCCUUGGAGAACAUUUUUUUCAACUUUUUAACAAAAGUUGCAAAACUGCACUUUUUAUGCUUUAAACAUGGUCAGUGAUGUUAUAAAUCAACUUACUGCUGCUCUAGAGGCAUAAUCCCCCUAUUUGUAUUCAUUUUUUGACACUAAAAUAAUUUCUGAAAAGUCUCCCUUAAUAAAAAAAAAAAGUUUUUCCGACCUACCUACCCUGAUUUUUUUGAGCAUGUUACCGGAAACAAAGAAUUUUUUUUUUUAGGCCUUAACUAUAAAUCAAACUUUCAAACAUCAAAAUGAAAUUGUAUAUGAAUUUCAAUGUGAAAGUUAUCCAAAGCAGAAUUUUAUGCCUAAAAAUAUAAUUCCCUUACUUUAACUCUUUAUAUCUUCAAACCUCAAAGAGAAACUACAAUAAAUUUUGUAUCAUCGGAAAUAUAAAUGCCAGGUAAUAUUAAGAUUUUAUAUUUUAAAAUAUAUGAAGAGAAGUCAAGAAUUUCAAGAAUUUUUUUUUGAUAUUAUAAAUUUUAGUGGUUGUCACAAUAGACUUGACAAUGAUUAUAUCUAUAAGAUACAAGUGUCUCCAAAAUUGAGACCUUGUCUUGACAUUGGCAAAAUGUAAAUUGAUAUCAGUUUGGAUACAUUCUUCUGUAGUAGUUAAGGUGUCAGCCACUCAAUACAGAGGUUGCGGGUCCGAAUCCCACUGGGGUCACGACCGUAACUUCUCAUAAGACACCUGUUGUGAUUGUUUUUAUCUAUCAUAUUAUGAGGGAUCCCAAAGCCUGAGGAGGACCCCCAGAUUUAAAAAGUAGAGAUUCCUUUGGGAACCUUGUUCAAAUAAGUUAGUGUCUAACCCUGAAUUAUACAUGAAUCAGUCUGUGCAUGAAAGAGCAAUGGUCUCAUUUUAAAUAAACAUUUGACCACUCUACAGUAUGCAUAUUUAAUUUUGUUCUUUAUUCUUUUUAGCUCACCUGUGACAAGGUGAGCUUUUGUGAUCACCCUUCGUCAGUCCAUCUGUCCGUGCGUCAACAAUUUCUUGUCUGCACGAUAGUGGUUUCAUUUAUGAUUUUAUUUUAACCAAACUUGCACACAACUUGUAUCACCAUAAGAUCUCGGUUCCUUUCUUGAACUGGCCAGAUCCCAUUAUGGGUUCCAGAGUUAUGGCCCCUGAAAGGACCAAAAUUAGCUAUUUUGACCUUGUCUGCACAAUAGCAGCUUUAUUUAUAACUUGAUUGUUACCAAACUGGCACACAACUUGUAUCACCAUAAGAUCUUGGUUCCUUUAUUGAACUUGCCAGAUUCCAAUAUGGGUUUCAGAGUUAUGGCCCCUGAAAGGGCCAGAAUUAGCUAUUUUGACCUUGUCUGCAUAAUAGCAGCUUCAUUUAUGAUUUUAUUUUAACCAAACUUGCACACAACUUGUGUUACCAUAAGAUCUUGAUUCCUUUCUUCAACUGGCGAAAUUCCGUUAUGGGUUCCAGAGUUAUGGCCCCUGAAAGGGCCAGUAUUAGCUAUUUUGACCUUGUCUGCACAAUAGCAGCUUCAUUUAUGAUUUGUAUUUAAUCAAACUUGCACAAAACUUGUGUCACCAUAAGAUCUUGGUUCCUUUUUUAAACUGGCCAGAUCCCUUAAUGGGUUCCAGAGUUAUGGCCCCUGAAAGGGCCAAACUAUUUUGACCUUGUCUGCACAAUAGCAGCUUCAUUUAUGAUUUGUAUUUAAUCAAACUUGCACAAAACUUGUGUCACCAUAAGAUCUUGGUUCCUUUUUUAAACUGGCCAGAUCCCUUAAUGGGUUCCAGAGUUAUGGCCCCUGAAAGGGCCAAAAUUAGCUAUUUUGACCUUGUCUGCACAAUAGCAGCUUCAUUUAUGAUUUGAUUUUAACCAAACUUGCACACAACUUGUAUUACCACAAAAUCUUGGUUCCUUUCUUGAACUGGCCAGAUUCCAUCAUGGGUUCCAGAGUUAUGGCACCUUAAAGGUCCAAAAUUGGCUAUUUUGGUUUUACAGCCAUAUAGAUACUUCAUUUAUGGUUUUAUUUGAUACAACCUUCCAAAAUAUCUUCAACAACAAUAAAUCUUGGAUUCCAUGACAAAUCAGAUCCAAUCGUAGGUUCCAGAGUUAUUUUAUAUCUGAUUACCUCCCCUGAUUGUAAUCAAAAUGGAUUUAUAUCAGUAAGUACUUAUUUGAAAUUUCAUUAUUGUCAUUAGUUGGACUGAGCCAAUCAGGGUAGAUAACUAUGGACUGAUUUUAUUUCAAAUUACCUCCCUUUAUUUCAAAUUAAAAUGGGUAUAUCUCCGUAACUAAUGAAGAUACUGAUCUGAAAUUUCAUUUAUGUCAACAGAUUUAUUUGGCAGAUCCUUCUUUUUUUCAUUUACAAUCAAAAAAAAUUAAUUACUUCCCUUUUACGUUACUAUAAAUAGCUUAUUUUUAGUAACUUUUUUAUUAUUGGCCGUAGGGAAAAACCGAGACCACUUUUCUAUGGUACAACAUGGAUGGUACCUCCAAUUUUUAGGUGUAUUUUGACAUAUCUGUACCUUGUAAGAAUUUUUUUUUCUUUCUGGUUAAAUUUCUUUCUUUUGUUGUUCCUGUCCUUUGGACUUAGAUAUUUUUUCUGAGGACCUUCUUGUCCUCAAGUGCAAUGAUAACAGGUGAGCGAUAUAGGGCCAUCAUGGCCCUCUUGUUAGAAAUUACUUGUUUAUAUUGCAUUUUGAACAAAAAUCUUUUAACAUAUGUAUAGUGUAAUACAUAAAUAAGACUACUUUUAGUCUAGUUUAAUGUACAAUGUCUGUAUGGCAAGUUUGAAUACUAUCAAGACAUCCUAUCUGACAUACUGUAGGGUUCCCAUGGUCAUGGAAAAGUCGGGGAAUUUUAUUUUCUCUGCUUUCUAGGAACCCUGAUACUGUAGGAUAUACUGUAGAAUUAUUGCUGACUCGUAUGGAAAGAUCAAGGAUCAUUUUUAAGCCUACCUUUAAUUGUCUUCUGGGUAAAUUACUUGUUAUAAUUUUGGGGCAGAAUUCAGUUUUAAUCUGGCAAAUCUUGUGUUGCCUCAUGCGAUAUCAAACAGUUCAUAAAUAUACAUCUCUUUGCCACAAAGUUUAUUAAUUUGUUUUUGUAACCGAGUGUCUUUGCAGAUACUAUUUCAUCAGGUAGAUUAUUCCAAUCCAAAAUGAUGCAUUGUGAAAAAAACUGUUAAGCCUAAAAGUUGUUUUACUUCUUGGCUUUGACAAUUUAAAAGUUCACUAAAUGUUUUCCCUCGGGUUUUUGAUUCAGAAGUUCUAAAAAGUCUUCAUAUAGUAUGCAUCAAGACCUCUUAUGAUUUUAAAACAUUGUAUAAUAUCAACUCUUCUGAGUUGAUAAUUUUAAGGCUCUCAAUUUCUCGGUGUAAGGUGUAAGUCCCAGAUCUAGUACAAACCUAGUAAAACAAUACUCUCCUCUAUGGCCAAGUAGAUGUUGUGGAUUUGGACUUACCUUUCUCCCACCAUUUUGGGAUCAAAAUUAUUAUUGACUUUUUUUCAUGUGAUGAAGCUGUCUAGCUGGUUUAAGGAAGUUUGUAAAUCUUGCAUCAAAACAUUAAACUGGUUCUACUUAAACCACAAAACAAAUCUCCUAAACCUAAACAAAAUAAAUGAAAGAAAUAAGAAAAUGCAAACGCACUGCACUUUUCAAACCUGUUUUCAAGCCAUAAUGAAACACCCUCUAGAGGCAGGCAUAGGCUCUUAUUUAUCUGAGCCGCACCACGAGAAAACCAACAUAGUGCAUUUGCAACCAGCCUGCGAAUCAUCAAAAUCUACCCUUACCAAUUAUCUUUGAUAAGAGACUCGGAGCAUUCGGAACUUUCAUAGUGACAAUCUGUAGUUUAAAAACAUUUUCAAAAAUGUUGACAUGCAAAACUUCUCUUGAAGUUUAAUUAUUUUUUGUUAUACAAAAGUAUAUUCCAACAACGUGUUGAUAGCCUAGUUGGAAACUUUAUCUGUCUUUAUGUAAUUAAAAAGAAUAAAUAUAUACACAAUUGC